GCGCGGAUCGUCUACCCAGGGUAAAGCUGGGUAGUUCCAUACCCAAAGCAGAUUUCCGGACCUGCAGAAAGAGAAAGGAGAGCAGGGAGGUCACCAGCUUUCGUAGGCAGGAAAGUGGCGGAGCCGUACAGGACCUGUUUCACUGCAGGGGGAUCCAAAACAAGCCCCGUGGAGCAGCAGCCAGAGCUACAGCAGCCGCAAGACACUGUUUUUCUCCCUCUGCCCCCCCUUCCCCACGCAACCCCAGAUCCAUUUACACUUUACAGAGGAUCGUGCAGCAGAUCACCAGGGUGGUCCAUUCAAGCUGCAGAUUUGUCUGUCAUCUUCGGACAGCAGGCUCGUCCUCCACAGCUACUGCAGGAGAGCGCGUCACCCAUCAGCAUUCUGGAGCAAAAUGAAAGAGUUUAUUUUGAGGCCUCCAAAGUAGUGCUGCUACACACCAUGAACAAGAAAGAGAAGACCUCAGCCUGCAUGAACGGUCUUGAAAUGCGAAUGGUCUUGGGUCUAGGCUUUUUAUAUUGAGUUUCUCUACUGUCUCCCCUUCUGCUCAAGCAAAAUCUGUGUGAAAAGAUCUGCUGGGAAGGAGCUGACUGCUUAUGAUUCUCCAUUGUGAUGAAAGCACGUGGUACAGUUUUCCAAAGAAAUUAGUCCGUUUUCUGGGUGAAGAGAAACCAAUCUGUUUUCACAGGGUACUUCUCCCUUCCCUGUGAAAGGAAGAAAGAACACGCCUGGGCCCAGGAGCGCUCCAGCUUCUUGUGGGAAGUCUCCAUGGUGAAGGACAGGUUGGGGCUACCUGUGAACCGUGCACGGUGAAUGUUAUUCCAGGGCGGCUGCUGGCGGAUCGCACCCACAGGGAGAUGAUUCCUCAUGAAGAGCCUGGAUCCCCUACAGAAAUCAAAUGUGACUUUCCGUUUAUCAGACUGAAAGCAGAGCCAGCCAGAGAGUGAAACGGUCACCGUGGAGGGGGGACGGCGAAAAAUGAAAUCCAACCAAGAGCGCAGUAACGAAUGCCUGCCUCCCAAGAAGCGCGAGAUCCCCGCCACCAGCCGGCCCUCGGAGGACAAGGCCACGGCUGUGCCCAGCGACAACCACCGCGCGGAGGGCGUGGCAUGGCUCCCGGGCCACGCGGGCGGCCGGGGCCACGCGGGCGGGCGGCUCGGGCCGGCGGGGCCCCCGGCGGAGCUCGGUUUACAGCAGGGAAUAGGUUUACACAAAGCGCUGUCCGCGGGGCUGGACUACUCCCCGCCCAGCGCGCCCCGGUCCGUCCCGGCGACCACGACGAUGCCCGCGUACCCGCCCCCGCAGUCCGGGGCCCCGGUGUCGCCCGUGCAGUACGCCCACCUGCCGCACACCUUACAGUUCAUCGGCUCUUCCCAGUACGGCGGGCCCUACGCCGGCUUCAUCCCUUCUCAGCUGAUCUCCCCCACGGCCAGCCCCGUCACCAGCGCGGUGGCCUCGGCCGCGGGGGCCGCCACUCCAUCCCAGCGCUCCCAGCUGGAGGCCUAUUCUACCCUGCUGGCCAACAUGGGCGGCCUGAGCCAAGCCUCGGGGCACAAGGCUGAGCAGCAGCAGCAGCACUUGGGCAGGACCGCGGGGCUCCUGCCCCCCGGGUCCCCACCACCCACCCAGCAGAACCAGUACAUGCACAUCUCCAGCUCGCCGCAGAGCGCCGCGCGCCCGGCCUCCCCGCCGGCCAUCCCCGUCCACCUGCACCCGCACCAGACGAUGAUCCCGCACACGCUCACCCUGGGGCCCUCCCCGCAGGUCGUCGUGCAGUACACCGACUCCGGCAGCCACUUCGUCACCCGCGAGGCCACCAAGAAAGCCGAGAGCAGCCGGCUGCAGCAGGGCGUGCAGGCCAAGGAGAUCCUGAACGGGGAGAUGGAGAAGGGCCGCAGGUACGGGGCGCCCACCGCGGCCGACCUGGGCCUGGUGAAGGCGGGCGGCAAGGCCGUUCCCCACCCGUACGAGUCCAGGCACGUGGUGGUCCACCCCAGCCCCGCCGACUACGGCGGCCGCGACUCCUCCGGGGUGCGGGCCUCUGUGAUGGUCCUGCCCAACAGUAGCACCCCCGCCGCCGACCUGGAGGUGCAGCAGGUCACCCACCGAGAGGCCUCCCCGUCCGCCCUCAACGACAAGAGCGGCCUGCACCUAGGGAAGCCCGGGCACCGCUCCUACGCGCUGUCCCCCCAGCAGGCCCUGGGCCCCGAAGGCGUGAAGGCCGCCGCCGUCGCCACGCUGUCCCCCCACACGGUCAUUCAGACCACACACAGUGCUUCGGAGCCCCUCCCGGUUGGACUGCCGGCCACAGCCUUCUACGCAGGGACUCAGCCGCCCGUCAUCGGCUACCUGAGCAGCCAGCAGCAAGCGAUCACCUACGCCGGCGGCCUGCCCCCGCACCUGGUCCUCCCCGGCACCCAGCCCCUGCUCAUCCCUGUGGGCAGUGCUGACAUGGAGGGGUCGGGUGCGGCCCCGGCCAUCGUCACGUCGUCGCCCCAGUUUGCUGCAGUGCCUCACACGUUCGUCACCACCGCCCUUCCCAAGAGCGAGAACUUCAGCCCCGAGGCCCUGGUCACCCAGGCCGCCUACCCAGCCAUGGUGCAGGCCCAGAUCCACCUGCCCGUGGUGCAGUCGGUGGCAUCCCCUGCAGCCGCGCCCCCUACGCUGCCUCCCUACUUCAUGAAAGGCUCCAUCAUCCAGCUGGCCAACGGGGAGCUGAAGAAAGUGGAGGACUUAAAGACGGAAGACUUCAUCCAGAGCGCAGAGAUCAGCAACGACCUGAAGAUCGACUCCAGCACGGUGGAGAGGAUCGAGGACGGCCACAACCCGGGCGUCGCCGUGAUACAGUUCGCUGUCGGGGAUCACCGAGCACAGGUCAGCGUGGAAGUUUUGGUAGAGUAUCCUUUUUUUGUGUUUGGACAGGGCUGGUCAUCCUGUUGCCCGGAGAGAACCAGCCAGCUCUUUGAUUUGCCGUGUUCUAAACUCUCCGUUGGGGACGUCUGUAUCUCGCUCACCCUCAAGAACCUGAAGAAUGGCUCUGUUAAAAAGGGCCAGGCCGUAGAUCCCACCAGUGUCCUGCUGAAGCACUCAAAGACCGACGGCCUCGCGGGCAGUAGACACAGGUACGCCGAGCAGGAAAACGGGAUCAAUCAGGGAAGUGCCCAGAUGCUCUCUGAGAAUGGCGAACUGAAGUUUCCAGAAAAAAUAGGAUUGCCUGCCGUGCCCUUGCUCACCAAAAUAGAACCCAGCAAGCCCGCGGCCACGAGGAAGAGGAGGUGGUCGGCGCCGGAGAGCCGCAAACUGGAGAAGUCGGAAGACGAGCCACCUUUGACUCUUCCUAAGCCUUCUCUCAUUUCUCAGGAGGUUAAGAUUUGCAUUGAAGGCCGCUCUAAUGUAGGCAAGUAGAGGCCGUGUGGGGAAAGGAAAUCUGGCCCUCCUUUAUCAUUUGUAUCCAGAUUACUGUACUGUAGGCUAAAUAACACAGUAUUUACAUGUUAUCCUCUUACUUUAGGGUUCUGUUAUAACCUUGUCCUUAGAGUUACAGCGGGGGUUGGGCAGGAGAUGGUGCAUAUGCUUUUUCCACGCGUGUCUCUCAGCGGGUGGGCAGGCAGGGGCUGGGGCAGGUCCAGCCCGGGCUCUGGGCGGGCGUCCUGGUGGAAAUGAACGUGGCCCCAUGGUGCCUGCCUUUUCUAGCAGUGCAGAUGCACCCAUGGGGUGCCGACUUCUCCCAGUUUCGGGACGACGGGCUGCAGGGGGUGCGUGCGUGCGUGCAAGUGAGGGUGCCCGGGUGCCACGGCAGGUGAGGGUCUCUUUCUCUCUGCCUCCCUCUCUCUUGCUCUCAGCACGGGAUUGGAGGUCCAGGGGAACGUCCUCAUGAGGUUCUCACGUGCAAAAUCAGCAUCAGGACCCCAGGUUCAGGGCAUCCCAGAGAGGCCGUCAGACAGCAGAUGGAAAACUAACCGUGUAAAAGAACAUUUUUUUUUUCCUCCAACAUAUUUUACAAUAAAAGCGACUUUUAAUCAUAGAGAUAUAUAUUCCCCCCAUGGGGCCUGACUGCACUGAUAUUUUUUUAAAGAGCAACUGCCACCCGUGGGAUUUCGUUUCUGCUUUACUAGUGCAGUGAUGUCUCCAGGGCAUCGUGGUGGGCAGGGCAGCCCCUGAUGCCAUCGCUCCGCACCUGGGAGGUGGUGGGCAGCAGGGGUGGCGGAGAGUGAAACCCACCCUGGUCUCUGUGCAGUGUUAGGAAAACCAAUCAGGUUAAUUGCAUUGACUUCACUCCCAAGAGAUAGACACAAACUGCCCUUCAAGAGAGCCGCGGAAGCUCUUCGCAUUGGGUUUGCAAAUCUUCUGUCUUUUAACUCUAGUACUGUUUAUAGUUCAUGACUAUGGACAACUCGGGUGCCACUUUUUUCAGAUUCCAGUGUGACGUGAGGAAUUAGAUUUUGAAGAUGAGCAUAUAUAUUACUAUCUCUAAGCACUUAAAAUGCUGUUCACACUUUAUUACCAAGCAUCUUGGUCUCUCAUUCAACAAGUACUGUAUCUCACUUUAAACUCUUUGGGAAGAAAAACUAAGUUGCUUUCUUUUUUUUCAACACUGUAACUACAUUUCAGCUCUGCAGAGUUUCUCACGGAGCAAGAUGUUGAAAGUUUCAAUGUGGUUUAAUGGGAUGAAUGUGAAUUUUGAACUAGUAUGUGACAAUGAAUGACCACCAAGUACAGCCUGACAGGAGGCACUCUUCACUUUGAUGUUUGAGAAGGAAUUAAAAGCAUAUGCAGAGCUGGCAGAGGAACUGAGAGGAAAGGGAUGGAAAAAAGAAUACUCACUUUUGUCCAGUGUUUUUCUUUUUAAGACGAACUUUUAAAGAACCUUGCGAUUUGCACAUCUUGAGUUUAUAAUUUGUGUGAUAUUCCUGCAGUUUUUAUCCAAUAACAUUGUGGGAAAGGUUUGGGGGACUGAACGAGCAUAAAUAAAUGUAGCAAAAUUACUUUCUAACCUGCCUAAACUCUAGGCCAUUUUAUAAGGUUAUGUUCCUUUCAGAAUUCAUUUUGGUCUUCUUACCGCAUCUGUCACAUAAAACCAGGUCUUAGCAGGACAACUCUGAGAAUUUUCUUCAGAUUCAUUGAGAGAGUUUUCCAUAAAGACAUUUAUGUAUGUGAGCAAGUUUUUUUUAAAAAAAGAAAACGAUUACUUUAUUGUUGUUGUUACUGAUGUUAUUUUCAGAAUGACUUUUAUUUUUCCAUCUGAAAUCAAAUCAAGAUUUAAUGUUUGGUACAAACCCAGAAAGGGUAUUUCACAGUUGAAACCUUUUAUUCCCAGAGAUCUGAAAUAUUGUUUGUGGGUUUUGCGUUUGCAUUUUAAAGUGCUUUAAAAAAAAAAAAAAAGUUUUAUAAGGAGGGAGAAAUUUUUAAAUAUUCUUACUUGGAAUGGCUGCAACUUACCUGAUUUUUUUUUUUUUACCAUUGAGAAUAGUACUUUUUCCAUUUCACAAAUUAAAAAAAAAUUCUAAUGUCAACCCACAUUUUGCCUAUCUAGUAUUCACAUUUAGCUCUCAGCAGAACUAAUGAUUUUUACAAACCAUUUUCUGGGGUGUACCAAAAACAUUGGAAUAGGUUUAGAAUAGCUAGAUCCAGCCCUUGACUUUCUUUGAUUUUCAUUCCCCUCUCAGCAUGCUAGCAGAGAGCUGGGCGAGUCCUUUCUUGCAGUCAUAUUGCUUAUUUAGUGCUGUAUUUUUUUAAAUGUCUCUGUUCAGAGAACUUGCUUAAUCUUCCAUAUAUUCUGCUCAGGGCACUUGCAAUUAUUAGGCUUUGUUUUUCUUUUUGUUUUGAUGGUAAGAGGAAUAUGGGGCUGCCAUUAUAGACUUCGUCCUCAUCAAUACCACUCAUUACAGCAACUUACGUGGACUCAGAGAAACACCCACCACCUUUUGGCUUCUUUCGAGUAUGGAACUAACUGGAUCCACACCUCCAACACUAAAAUGGGAAAACAUAACAUGGUUUGGAGCAAUAGGGACAUCAUCAUCGUUUUUGUGCUUCUAUUUCAGGUAUAGGAAUUAUCAAAUAAUUGGUUCUUUCUAAACAUGGUCCCAUUUCACUUUCUUGCUUUUUUAGCAUGUGCAAUACUUUCCGUGCCAAUAGAGUCUGAUCAGCGUGCUCUAGAGAAAGCUCAGACCCUUUUGGCUUUUUCCUUACUCGGUCCCUCUUUCCUGUUCUGGCCAGAGAAGGGCUGGAAGGAAGGAGCCAGGAAGGGGAGGGCCUCCUGCUGCGCGUUUGCCCUGCUGCGGAUGCCGAAUCCUGGGGCAGGGAGCUUGCUUUCGGGAGCCCUGUCUGUCGCCUUGUUGCAGAAAGAGCAAGCAAAGGAGGUGGAAGGGGAGAACGGCACUUCCCCCGUCACCACGAGGAAUAGUGAAUGUGCAGUGCAGACAGGAGGGAGACAGAGUCCUUUCUGAGGCACACUCUGGAGCAGUGUAGUGCCAGGAUCAACCCAUGCUCCAUGAUCUUUUCCGCCAGUGGGCAGGUCUGUGUCCUUGAGACUUCAAGCCGAGCCUCUGGGCGUGGGCAGGAAGCGUGGCCCGCCGUGUGCGCGCCUUCCAAGCGUCCGGCCGGUGGCUAUGGAGGGGGCCACCUGCGAACAAUGGUCACCACUCCUUUGUGGCAGCUCUCUCUUCACAUAGGAAGAACAUCCAGAGGACAAGGGCCUCCUCUUGUUUGCAGACAGUGGCGAGCCCCAAGGCUCCCAGAGCAGCCUUUGUCACUGCGCCUGCGUAGCCGACCUAACAAUGACAGGCAUAGAAACCCUUCCGUGCCGUGCAGCUUACGAGGAUCAGCGUGUGCCUCUGUACUGUGUCCACUUUGCAAUAUUUACUGAACCCGUCUUUUCGUUCUCCUUUCUUUCCUGUUUUCCAUUUUGAAACUAAUAACAGCAGGCCUUUUGCGUUUACAGUGGAACACAAUCACCAAGAAAUUAGUCAGGGCGAAAAGAAAAAAAAUAACAACCAACAAACAAGAACCUCUCUUUAUAGGGAUUUCUAAAUAUAUAAAAUGACUGUUCCUUCCUUAGAAUGUUUUAACUUAAGAAUUAUUUCAGUUUGUCUGGGCCACAUUGGGGGUGAGGUGGGGAUACAGAGAUGGGUGCCACUUACCUCAAAUCUUUUAACGUGGAAAUCCAAAAUUGCUUUUUCAUUUGGACGUUCAGGACAAUUUUCUAUGUUGGUCAAUUUUUUGUCUUUUCCAACUCACCCAGUUUGUUUUGGGAUGAUUUUUUUUUUUCAUUGCUGUCGUCAAUCCCAUUUCUCACUCUGAAUCAUGACCCUUUGUGUUUUCUGUUCGGUGAGUGUGUUGGGUUUUGUCCCCCACCGGGAAGUGGCGGCACCCCUCCUUCUCCCCUCUAAGGAACUCUGCGGAACCUUUCACACCUCUAACUCAGGGACGGGGCUGGCGUGUGUGUGUGGUACACUGAUGUGUCCAGAAGCAGCACUUUGACUGUUCUGGAGUAGGGUUGUACAAAACUUCAAGGAAUGUUUGGAUUUCCUGCAUCUUGUGGAUUUCUCCUUAGAUACUGCAUAGAUUGCAAUAUAAUGCUGCAUGUUCAAGAUGAACAGUAGCUCCUAGUAAUCAUAAAAUCCACUCUUUGCACAUAGUUUGAUCUUUACUGAAAUACGUUGCCAAAAUUUAUUUUUGUUGUGGUGUAGUUUUGGAAUUUUUGUUUUUUUUUUUUUUAAGGAAACAAUUGAUAAUACCCUUUAACAUCUGUGACUACUAAGGAAACCUAUUUCAUAGAGAGAGAAAAAAAUCUCAAAUGCUUUUGAAGACACUAAUGCCAUGCUAUUUCAGAUCUGGGUGAAGAAGCAGAGCUCCGUGGACUGAAGGCCAGGCUUUUUGAGCUGUGUUGGUUGUCAUGGCUACUGUUUCAUGAACUGCAAGCAGCUCAACAAACCAUGGUCUGUUUUCUCCUAAAACCCUUUGCACUUCCUAUCUCCUAGUCACCCGUGAUGAUCCCAGGUGAAAAAAGGGCCAGUGGUCUCUGUGGCCCAAUCCAGCUUCUUCGGGGUGAUGUGAAAGCAAAGGGAAUUAUGCUUUUUGGUUUUUAAAGUGAAGUGGAGGUCUCUGCUUCCACCUUGUUUUCAACCCAGAAUUUCUGAAAUAGAGAAUUUUAAGAACACAUCCAGUAAUAACUAUACAGAGAAUAUACUUUUUUAUAAAGCACAUGCAUAUGCCAUUGUGUUGGGUUGGUUUCCUCUUUUUUUCCAUGGACAGUGUUGUGUUUCUGUUGAUAGGGAAACUCCAAACUGUUUGCACACCUCUACUCUGGAGCUGAGAUUUCUUUUACAUAGAUGACCUCGCUUCAAAUAUGUUACCUUACUGAUAGGAUCUUUUCUUGUAGCACUAUACCUUGUGGGAUUUUUUUUUUUUUUUUUAAUGUACACCUAAUUUGAGAAGCUGAAGAAAAAAAACUUCGAAGCACUCACUUUGAGGAGUACAGGUAAUGUUUUUAAAAAUUGCACAAAAGAAAAAUGAAUGUCGAAAUGAUUCAUUCAGUGUUUGAAAGAUAUGGAUCUGUUGAAACAAUGAGUUUCAUACCUUGUUUGUAAAAAAAGAAGAAAAAAAGCAUAAAGGUUGAAAGUUACAUGUUUUUUUGUAUAUAGAAAUGUGUCAUGUCUAAAUGAUCAGAUUUGUAUGGUUAUGGCCUGGAAGAAUUACUACGUAAAAGGCUCUUCAACUAUACCUAUGCUUCCUCUAUGUUUCUGUUACAUAGAACCCUCUUCUGAGGGAGAGUAACUCUGUAUUCUGCGAUUUGAGAAUACUCUUCAUUCCUAUGCCGAAAGUACUUCUCUGAGCUCCCUUCUUAAACUCUUAAGCCAUUGCAACUCCUUUUUCUUCAGAGAUGAUGAUUGACAUUUUCAGCACUUCCUGUUCCAAUAAACCCAAAGAAUAUAAUUCUGAACAAGAAGUGUUUGUAACAAGGGAUCCUAGCUACCAAGAAAACAGGACUCAUUUACGAGGACACACACAAAAAAACAUUCAGCCUUCUUUCCCCCCAACACCUCAGUUUAAUGGGGGGUGGGGUAAAACAAGGAUUUCAGUUGAAAUGCCUCAUUUUACUUUGGUUUUGAUUUUUCUUUACUAUUUAAGAGGCCAAAAUAAAUGUGGAACAACUUCUCAGAAGUCAUAUACUCUGUCCAGAAAUCAAGCUAGCCAGCAGAAACUGGACAGCUGGGGGGAUAUUGAGCAAAUCCCCCUCCAAUUCUUAAAUUCAGAAUCUCAGCCCUUCCCUUACUUACAUGCAAUGUUUCUGGUAGCUGACAUUUACCUGUACGGUGGCGGGAGGGAACAGCGGCUUCAGUUUUUCAUAUCCUCAUGACUUGCAUACAAAUGGUUCAGCUGUAUUAAAAUUAAGUGCUUUGGGCCAAUAGGUAGUAUCUAUACAGUAACCGUCUCUUAAGAAUUUUCUGUCACUUUUCUUAUCUGAAAGGACUCCAGUCUUCCACUGCAGAUAAUUGGAGAUUUCACCCAAGUUUUCUUUCCCUUUAGUUUGUUCGUUUGCUGUUGGGAUGGCCGAUGAGCCAGUCUCCUUUUCCAUGGCCAGUCUGAAGGCCCCCUUUGGAAGCGCUGUUUACAGUCAUCCUUGCCGAGGUAACAUUCUGUCCUCUGGAAUAGCAAAUCUGAGCA
This is a messenger RNA of Balaenoptera musculus (blue whale), 9666 nucleotides long. It is a transcript of the gene ATXN1, whose product is annotated as ataxin 1. Gene Ontology annotation, biological process: nervous system development; negative regulation of transcription by RNA polymerase II. The record is from RefSeq and is a predicted model, not a curated record. Gene Ontology annotation, cellular component: nucleus. The transcript has 9 exons. Lineage: Eukaryota; Metazoa; Chordata; Mammalia; Artiodactyla; Balaenopteridae. Gene Ontology annotation, molecular function: protein binding; RNA binding. Bases 979 to 3405 code for a protein of 808 amino acids.